Peromyscus maniculatus bairdii (prairie deer mouse) is the source of this 3608-nucleotide messenger RNA. RefSeq names its product SPARC related modular calcium binding 1 (gene Smoc1). Gene Ontology annotation, biological process: extracellular matrix organization. Lineage: Eukaryota; Metazoa; Chordata; Mammalia; Rodentia; Cricetidae. The record is from RefSeq and is a predicted model, not a curated record. Gene Ontology annotation, molecular function: protein binding; calcium ion binding; extracellular matrix binding. Gene Ontology annotation, cellular component: basement membrane.
GGCCCAGGCUCCGGCAUCCAACCUGCUGUCGCCGCGGCCAGGCCGAGCGCAGCAGGCGCCACGCGCAGAGCACACGCUCGCGCUCCAGCUCUUGGACUCCGCCGUUCAUGACCGUGACCCCCCCCCCGGCCGCAGGCUCCGCCAGCCCCCGUUGCAGGCUCUCUGGCCGCACCCCGCGGCCGCCAGGGUCCUCCCCUAUCCCCAAGCGCUUUGAAGCCAGCCCGCGCCCCCUGCCCGCUAGCGGCUGCCUGGCUCGGCUGGCACCAUGCUGCCCGCGCGCGUCCGCCUGCUCACGCCCCACUUGCUGCUCCUGUUGGUGCAGCUGUGCCCGGCCGGCGGCCACCGCACCACCGGCCCCAGGUUUCUAAUAAGCGACCGUGAUCCUCAAUGCAACCUCCACUGUUCCAGGACUCAACCCAAACCCAUCUGUGCCUCUGAUGGCAGGUCCUAUGAGUCCAUGUGUGAGUACCAGAGAGCCAAGUGUCGAGACCCAGCCCUGGGAGUGGUCCAUCGAGGGAGAUGCAAAGAUGCUGGCCAGAGCAAGUGUCGCCUGGAGAGGGCUCAGGCCUUGGAACAGGCCAAGAAGCCUCAGGAGGCCGUGUUUGUCCCAGAGUGUGGUGAGGACGGCUCCUUCACACAGGUGCAGUGCCAUACUUACACGGGGUACUGCUGGUGUGUCACCCCAGAUGGGAAGCCCAUCAGUGGCUCUUCUGUGCAGAAUAAAACUCCUGUAUGUUCAGGUCCAGUCACUGACAAGCCCCUGAGCCAGGAUAAUUCAGAAAGAAGAGCCCGCCCCCCACGCACACGCGCGAAGACUCAGAAUCACAGAGUCCUUAGGGUUGAUGCUGUCACAAAUGUCUCUUUUCAUUUCUUUUUAACCCUCAACUCAGAUGACGGCUCUAAGCCCACCCCCACGAUGGAGACCCAGCCUGUAUUCGAUGGAGAUGAAAUCACAGCUCCCACACUAUGGAUUAAGCAUUUGGUAAUCAAAGAGUCCAAACUGAAUAACACCAAUGUAAGAAAUUCAGAGAAAGUCCACUCUUGUGACCAGGAGAGGCAGAGUGCCCUGGAAGAGGCCCGGCAGAACCCCCGUGAGGGCAUUGUGAUCCCCGAGUGCGCCCCCGGUGGGCUUUAUAAACCGGUGCAAUGUCACCAGUCCACAGGCUACUGCUGGUGUGUCCUAGUGGACACAGGGCGCCCGUUGCCUGGGACUUCCACACGCUAUGUGAUGCCAAGUUGUGAGAGUGACGCCAGAGCCAAGAGUGCAGAGGCGAAUGACCCUUUCAAGGACAGGGAGUUGCCAGGCUGUCCUGAAGGGAAGAAGAUGGAAUUUAUUACCAGCCUGCUGGAUGCCCUCACCACAGACAUGGUUCAGGCCAUUAACUCAGCAGCACCCACUGGAGGUGGGAGGUUCUCAGAGCCGGAUCCCAGCCAUACCCUGGAGGAGCGGGUGGCACACUGGUACUUCAGUCAGCUGGAUAGCAACAACAGUGACGACAUCAACAAGCGGGAGAUGAAGCCGUUCAAGCGCUACGUCAAGAAGAAAGCCAAGCCCAAGAAAUGUGCCCGGCGUUUCACCGACUACUGUGACCUGAACAAGGACAAGGUCAUCUCACUGCCUGAGCUGAAGGGAUGCCUGGGUGUUAGUAAAGAAGGUGGUAGCCUUGGCAGCUUCCCCCAGGGAAAACGAGCAGGCACAAACCCAUUCAUUGGACGCCUUGUCUAAGGAGCAGAAAAUCCAAGGGCCAGUGGAGAGUCCAAGGAGACAGGACCAGCCAUCAGACACCCAACGUUCAGCGCUGCCCACGCCCAGCCACAGCCCAUGUACCAUAAGCGGUGCCUGCCAUGUUUGCACUUUCAGUAACUCUUAUGUGUGUGUUUUGUUUCUGGGUCUCAUUUGUAAACACCAGUUAUCUAAUACCGCAGCGGGAACAGGAAAGGGAAGAAAAGCUGUUUGUUCUCUCUUCUAUUGUUAAGUCUUUGGAUCGGCUACUGACAACUUGUAGGUUAUUGGGGAGGGGGAUUGCUAUGGGGAUGGAGAGGAAAGAGAUUUAUAUACUGUAUAUAAAUAUAUAUGUAAAUUGUAUAGUUCUUUUGUACAGGCAUUGGCGUUGCUAUUUGUCUCCUUCCUCUGGACUCAUCAUAGUCCAGCCCCCUCAGACUGCAUCCUUAGCUUACCUGGGUUUCAGUGGACAUGGACUCUGUGUGAGAGUAGAUGGCGGCCCUGUGCUCGCGCUGCGGGCACUAUCAGCUCUCUUCUGGUGGGAAGAGUGUGCUGCUCCGUGACAUUAGCUGUCAACGUCUGUCCCUUGACCAUAGGAUGGGUAUGAGUGGAGCUCAGCUCACGUGAUGGCCAUCAUGGACUCCAAAAUUCUCCAGUGGCCCCCAUACUCCUACUAUUCAGAUACCCUUGGCAGUCUAGGGUAAAUACCUGAGCAAAUUAUGCUGGAAGGGGUUGAAUUGGGUUACUUUAAACAUUUCCACCCAUGUUUAGCACCUGCCCCAUGUAGGACACCGGAGCGGAUACACCAAGCACGUGAGAAAGGGACACCCAGCAGGGCUCUCCUUCAGCAGGUGUUUGGCAUCCGACGAGAUGGUGGAGAGGACAGGCCUGCGCCGGCCCUUCUGCAAACCCACAGGAGAGGCUCCACGGGCACGUCUCCCCCAACGCUAGCGUCAGACUGUGUCUUACUUCCAUGCUCUCCCUCCCUCUCUCAGCCUAAUCCUCACCUUGUUGGCCAAUACUGGAGUUGGUCCUCUGAUUCCUUCAACUUUCCUCAUGGACUUCCAGACCCACGGACCAAUUCUAGGAGUAAAAUUCAUGUGGUGUCCCUUGCUUCUGCUUCCCCAGGAGAACUAGGAAUAAUAAUCCAGCUCUAGGGGAAUCCAGGCUUUUGCACAGGGUGUUACUGGGAUUGCAGAGUGGCCAUCUGGCCUUCAGGACAGAUAAGCAGCUCCUUCUGUCUAGGUGCCAUACUGAUUCAGGUGGCCUUCGGUCAGAGCAGCAAGUGACCCUUAGCAGCUGUUUCCACUGCCCGCCGCCGUGGCAGUGAGGGAGGUCAGGAGUUCAGGGCUGGUGCUUUCGCUGGCUUGUUCUUGGCAAUCUGGCCUUGUCUGGUAUUCCAUCUCAGUAUCCCAGAAGCGCAUCCACCUUGGUAGACCCUCUUCUAUCUUGGGUCUGGAAGGCAUUGGCCUCAUACAUGCUUUUCCAGGUAUGGGGAACACAGCCUUCUCGGGACUUGAUUUGCUGGAGUGUUGGUUACAAGAGGUUCCUGAUAUUCUGCAGAAAGUCACACAUGUGGUCCCGUCAUGACCAGUGACCCUUUCCUGGAGCCUUGACCAAAAAAAGAAAAGAAAACAAACAAACAAAAUAAAACAGUGUGCUGGAGCCAGAUGGCCCUCACAGCAGACUCGGGCCCCGAUUCCCGGCCUGAAGGGAACAUGUGCACAGAGAAGCCACCUCCACGUAGGAGUUCAGAAUCUACCCGGCCAUCUUCUCUCACAGAUGGGUGCAGGCUGUGCUGUGUGGGUUUCCCUUGGGAGGGAGGGAGCAAGGGGAAGUAUUUGUAGCUUGUUUUAUAAAAAAUAAAAAUGAGUAAACUUUGGCA